Molecule: messenger RNA, 228 nt
Organism: Diabrotica balteata
Lineage: Eukaryota; Metazoa; Arthropoda; Insecta; Coleoptera; Chrysomelidae
Source: the annotation of a GenBank genome assembly
AUGACAAUCCCUACCGAUACAAUGGAUACAACAACAGUCAAACAUAUCAGCCAAAUCCAGGACGGGAAAACUUUAAUAGAGGAAACCAAUAUAACAACAACAAUGGACAACCUACGUUUAAUCAAAGAAGGCGAAGAUGAACAAGGACAUCAAGAAAUACACAAUGUGGAAGUAGAAAAUAAUAGAGCAGGGCCAUCUUUUCGGGAGAGCACUCCCAAAAUGAAUUGA